GCUUCAUACUCUCUAUUCGGGAGGUUGUUAAAGCGUGGUACCGUGUCCCAAUUGGGACAGAAAUCCAUUGGCUAAAAGAAGAAGGAGAGAGGUUGUCGCCGAAUAUACGUUCCAGCUCCGGCAGUCUUAUUUUAAUCGAUCAUGAUUUUGAACGCUGUAUCAAAGGCAGCUGCUGGCGUUUUAAGAAUCGCUAAACCUUCCCUCUUCCAAAAUGAAGUGGGAAAAAUAUCGGGCGUUUUCGCCAUCGACAGGAGAGAUUAUGCAGCCAAAGCUGCAACUGCGCCCAAAGGUGGUGCACAAGGAAAGGUAGUUGCUGUCAUUGGUGCUGUUGUUGAUGUACAAUUUGAAGACGCUCUCCCACCUAUUCUUAAUGCCUUGGAAGUUCAGAAUCGUACACCCAGGCUAGUACUAGAAGUUGCCCAGCAUCUUGGAGAAAACACAGUGCGCACUAUUGCUAUGGAUGGUACAGAAGGCUUGGUACGUGGUCAAAAUGUGUUGGAUUCUGGAUAUCCUAUUCGUAUUCCUGUGGGAGCUGAGACUUUGGGCCGCAUCAUCAAUGUCAUUGGUGAACCUAUUGACGAGCGCGGACCUAUUCCCACGGACAAGCUGGCUCCUAUUCAUGCAGACGCUCCCGAGUUUGUAGACAUGUCCGUUGAACAAGAAAUUCUAGUCACGGGCAUCAAGGUAGUGGACUUGCUGGCUCCCUAUGCCAAGGGUGGAAAGAUUGGCUUAUUUGGUGGUGCUGGAGUCGGCAAAACUGUACUCAUCAUGGAACUGAUUAACAAUGUGGCUAAGGCUCACGGCGGUUAUUCAGUGUUUGCUGGCGUAGGUGAAAGAACGCGCGAGGGUAACGAUCUUUAUCACGAAAUGAUCGAAUCUGGCGUCAUUUCUCUCAAGGAUAAAACCUCCAAAGUAGCGUUAGUAUAUGGACAGAUGAACGAACCGCCUGGCGCCCGCGCACGUGUUGCUCUCACUGGACUUACUGUUGCUGAAUAUUUUCGUGAUCAAGAAGGUCAGGAUGUACUGUUAUUUAUUGACAACAUCUUCAGGUUUACUCAGGCUGGUUCCGAGGUAUCCGCUUUGUUGGGUCGUAUACCAUCCGCUGUGGGUUAUCAGCCUACAUUGGCCACUGACAUGGGUACUAUGCAAGAACGUAUCACUACGACAAAGAAGGGAUCCAUCACCUCUGUUCAAGCUAUUUAUGUGCCUGCUGAUGAUUUGACGGAUCCCGCUCCAGCUACUACCUUUGCUCAUUUGGAUGCUACAACCGUAUUGUCACGCGCCAUUGCUGAAUUAGGUAUUUACCCGGCUGUGGAUCCUCUCGACUCCACGUCUCGUAUUAUGGACCCCAAUAUUAUCGGCACGGAACAUUAUAAUAUUGCCCGUGGUGUACAGAAAAUCCUCCAAGAUUAUAAAUCGCUACAGGAUAUUAUUGCAAUCUUGGGUAUGGACGAAUUAUCAGAGGAAGACAAGUUGACGGUUGCACGUGCGCGUAAAAUUCAAAGGUUCUUGUCUCAGCCAUUCCAGGUCGCAGAGGUGUUCACCGGUCACGCCGGUAAACUAGUACCAUUACAAGAAACCAUCAAGGGAUUCCAAAAGAUUUUGGCCGGAGAAUUGGAUCACUUACCAGAAGUAGCGUUCUACAUGGUUGGUCCGAUUGAAGAAGUAGUAGCAAAAGCAGAAUCGUUGGCCAAACAAUAAACUAACUUAGUCAUUUCAUAAAAGCAUUAUUAAAAUUGUAUGCAAUCAUCAUUCGUUUGCGAAAGCAACCUUUUAGUGAAAUAUAUACAUUUUCUUAUAAUUAUUUUUAUUAUAUCACAGUUUUUUAAAUGAAAUCUAAAUAAACAGAUACUAAAAGUAUUUGAAUAAAACAAAUAUAAAAGGAAAAAAACAAAAAUAUGACUUCCCUACUACAAUAUACAUAUAACAUGAAUUUAUAUUAAAGUUUAUCGUACAAACUUGAAAGGUUGCUUUAUAUUUUACCUUUUUUCGUUACAAAAGCGAUCAUUAAAAUUUAUAAGAAAAUCACGUGUUCAAUCAGAAUAUAUUGAUAUAUGCUACUUCUGAAUUUUUUUUCAUAGAUCUAAUUGAUGUGAUCGUGUUAUUGCUAAUUAACAUACACCGCAGAAUCAUGAUGUACAUGUUAGUAAAUAUUAAUAAAAAUUUUAUAAAAACAA
Messenger RNA from Monomorium pharaonis (pharaoh ant), 2177 nucleotides. RefSeq names its product ATP synthase subunit beta, mitochondrial (gene ATPsynbeta). The record is from RefSeq and is a predicted model, not a curated record. The transcript is spliced from 7 exons. Gene Ontology annotation, biological process: proton motive force-driven mitochondrial ATP synthesis; proton transmembrane transport. Gene Ontology annotation, molecular function: proton-transporting ATP synthase activity, rotational mechanism; ATP binding; ATP hydrolysis activity. The coding region runs from base 142 to 1701 and encodes 519 amino acids. NCBI's taxonomy places the organism in Eukaryota, Metazoa, Arthropoda, Insecta, Hymenoptera, Formicidae.